GCCUCGUCAGCUCGGGUCCCCUGCUCCGCCCUGCUCCGCGCGGCCCGCAGACUGAUGGCCGGCCUGAACGUGUCCCUGUCCUUCUUCUUCGCCACCUUCGCCCUGUGCCAGGUGGCCCGGAGGGCGUCCAAGGCCCUGCUCCCCGCGGGCGCCUACGCCAGCUUCGCGCGGGAGGCGGUGGGCGCGGCCCAGCUGGGGGCCUGCUGCCUGGAGCUGCGGAUGCUGGCGGAGCUGGGCCCCUGGGCGGGGGGCUUCGGCCGCGACGUGCUGCUGACCCUCGUCUUCCUCCUCUUCCUGGCCCACGGGGCGACCUGCGACGGGGCCUGGGCCAACCCCACCGUGUCUCUGCAGGAGCUCCUCCUGGCCGAGGCCUCUCUGCCCGGCGCGCUGCUGCAGCUGGCGGCCCAGGGGCUGGGCGUGCAGGCGGCCUGCGCCCUCACGCGGCUCUGCUGGGCCUGGGAGCUCAGUGACCUGCACCUGCUCCAGAGCCUCAUGGACGCCCACUGCAGCUCCGCCCUGCGCACCUCCGUGCCCCACGGCGCGCUGGUGGAAGCUGCCUGCGCCUUCGCCUUCCACCUGACCCUCCUCCGCUUCCGGAACAGUCUUCCUGUCUACAGGGUGCCCGCCGUGGCCCUGCUGGUCACUGUCAUGGCCUACGCAGCUGGGCCUCUCACGUCCGCCUUCUUCAACCCCACACUGGCCACCUGGGUCACCUUCCGCUGCUCGGGCCACACGGUGCUGGAGUACGCGCAGGUGUACUGGCUGGGGCCUCUCGCAGGUGGCCUGUGGGGCCGUGAAUUCAUGUCUGGAGGGGAGGCCCGGUCCUGGGGAGAGGCCCCCCGGCCCCUGCACUGGUCUCCCAGGCUCCGUAGCCGCACCCACACCCCAGGGGCCUGCAGCCCUCGCACCUGGUGCAGGUGAGCACACUGGACUGCGGGUGUCAGGCCGCGCGCCCCCAGCCGGGUCCCCCCGACUUCCUGGCCUCUGGUGGAGGCUGUCGGGCCAGGCGUCCCUUGGCCUGUGGCCGCUCCUCUGCAGUCUCUGCCCGCCCUCCAGUGGCCUCUGCUGUGAGUCUGUCCCCUCUGCUCCUCCUCCUCGAGGGACGCCAGCCACCCUGGAGUUAGGCCCACCCUUCCCCACAGUGACCUCCUCAGCUUGACGACCUACGUACACAAAGAUCUUAUCUCAAAUAAGGUCACGUUGUGGGAUUCUGGGAAAGACGCGAGUGCGAGGGGUCACCACCAUUCAACUCAGUACGGCCUCCGCCUCCGUAACUGCCGUUGUGGUGCCCAGAGCCACUAGGGUUCCCGUGGGGACUGGAUGGGCAGGGAGGCUGGGGGGUCUGCACCCCGUGUGCACGGGCCCACUCUGCCCCUGUUCAGGGAGGGCCCCACCCCCUGGGUGCUCUUACGGCCCCAAGUCCACACGCCCUGUCUGUCUCCUGCCAGGGUCGGGGUGGGGACCGCCAGGCUGUUUCCAUAGGACGGGGCACCCACAGAGCCGGGCACGCACAGGGAUGGGGCUCCCACAGGGAUGGGCACCCACAGGGACAAGCACCCACAGGACGGGCUCCCACAGGGCCGGGGCUUGGGACGCGCGGCUCCUCGCACCGACUGCCCAGCCUCCUGCGGGCCGGCACCGAGUGCUCCCACCUGGGGGACCUGGCCGCGCCCUGCCGAACCUCGAGGGGUCGCGUCCAAGGGAGCGGGCUCCGUCCAGCCUGGCCGUGCCGGCUGAGGCUCCUGCUCCCGGGUCCCGCUAGCUCCUCGGUGUCGUCUGCGGCAACGGUCUGUCCCCGCUGGUGGCCCGACCUUUGCCGGGUCUCCAUCAGUUUAGUGCAGCUGGGCCGGCGGGGUCUGGAGGGAACCUGGGAACCAGGGCCCGGGGCCCGGCCUCGGCCCCCCGCUGUCUCCCCUUGGUCUCGAGUCCCUCACUCACACCCAACCCGGCCUGCGCAGGUGACAGGUCCCCGUCAGGAGGCAGCUGGGGAGGAAGAGCCGAGCAGGGACCCACGAGGCUGAGGGCGGGCCCGGGCCCCCAAGACAGCCGGCGGGGCACGGGGUUCCUGCCGAUGGUCCCCGGCCCGAGGGGUUGACGCCUGGGAGGGACCAGGCAGGGCUCCCGGGGCCAGGCCUGCAGGGUCCCCGGGCCGCGUGGCCGGAGCCUGCUGGGCCCUGCCGUGUGACC
Messenger RNA from Canis lupus familiaris (dog), 2187 nucleotides. It is a transcript of the gene AQP12, whose product is annotated as aquaporin 12B. Gene Ontology annotation, biological process: transmembrane transport. Gene Ontology annotation, cellular component: membrane; cytoplasm. NCBI's taxonomy places the organism in Eukaryota, Metazoa, Chordata, Mammalia, Carnivora, Canidae. The transcript has 3 exons. Gene Ontology annotation, molecular function: channel activity. The coding region runs from base 55 to 921 and encodes 288 amino acids. The record is from RefSeq and is a predicted model, not a curated record.